AUGUCGGUGCCGCAGGCCGUGCUGGCUCGGCUCGCGAGCUUUUCGUCGUGCGAGGUGGCCGAUGCGCUCAUCAAGCUCAAGCUUCCGCAUGGCGGCUACUUGCCUGGCAUCGAGAUGUACUCGCCGGAGCCUAGCCGCGGCGGGGCGUCCGUCUGCGGUCCCGCGUUCACGGUCAAGAUGGUACCGCAGAGCGACGAGGGCGCGCCGCGGCCCGCGAAGCACUUUGUGGACGCGGCGGAGCCCGGCUCGGUGAUGCUCGUGUCGGCGCCGCCGCACACGCGCUCGGCCGUGUGGGGCGGGCUGAUGACGGCGCGCGCGCAGAGCCUUGGCGUGCGGGGCGUCGUGAUCGAUGGCCGGUGCCGCGACCUGGGCGAGCACCGCGAGAGCGCAUUUCCCGUGUUUGCGCGUGGCCACUCGGUCCUCGGCCAGUCGCCGUUCACGCGCCCGAGCGAGCUGCAGGUCCCGCUCGAGAUUGCCGACCCGACGGUGCUGCGUGGCGCGGACGGGGCGCCGCUCUUUCCGCCGGUCACGGUGCACCCGGGCGACGUGCUGCUCGCCGACGUGGACGGCGUCGUGAGUGUGCCGGCCGCCGUCGCCGAGCGGGUCGUCGAGCUCGCGACCGAGGGCCGGCGCGUCGACGGUCUGUGCAUGGCGGACCUGCGGGCCGGCCGCGGCGUCAAGGAGACGUUUGCGCUACACCGCGGCAAGUAG
Malassezia sympodialis ATCC 42132 is the source of this 711-nucleotide messenger RNA. RefSeq names its product bifunctional 4-hydroxy-4-methyl-2-oxoglutarate aldolase/oxaloacetate decarboxylase. Lineage: Eukaryota; Fungi; Basidiomycota; Malasseziomycetes; Malasseziales; Malasseziaceae. The record is from RefSeq and is a predicted model, not a curated record. Gene Ontology annotation, molecular function: oxaloacetate decarboxylase activity; 4-hydroxy-4-methyl-2-oxoglutarate aldolase activity.